This is a messenger RNA of Musa acuminata AAA Group (dessert banana), 1746 nucleotides long. Its product is annotated as 3-hydroxyisobutyryl-CoA hydrolase 1. The coding region runs from base 139 to 1299 and encodes 386 amino acids. Gene Ontology annotation, molecular function: 3-hydroxyisobutyryl-CoA hydrolase activity. The transcript is spliced from 15 exons. Lineage: Eukaryota; Viridiplantae; Streptophyta; Magnoliopsida; Zingiberales; Musaceae. Gene Ontology annotation, biological process: L-valine catabolic process. The record is from RefSeq and is a predicted model, not a curated record.
GCAGGGAAGCAUAUCUGACAUCUUAGAAACUCGUAUCAAAGACGACAUCCCCUUCUUCCUUCCCUUCUCCCUCGAUUUGGUUCGGUCCUCAAUCCUUCUUGAUCGCUGGUUCAUUUGGUUUUGGCUUUCGAACACGUCAUGGCCUCGUCCUCACAAAACGCUAGCAACGACGGCACAACCAAUCAGGUUUUGGUAGAAGACUGCAGGUUUACAAGGAUAUUGACACUUAACAGGCCUCGACAGCUGAAUGCUCUGUCUACUCCAAUGAUUAUGAAGCUACUGAAGCUUUUUGUUGCUUAUGAGAAGGAUUCUGAUGUCAAAUUAUUGAUAGUGAAGGGAAAUGGAAGAGCAUUUUCUGCUGGAGGGGAUGUUGCAGCAGUUGUCCAAUCUGUAACUCAAGGUCAUUGGACUCUGGGUGCAGAAUUCUUCCGGAAUGAAUAUACCUUAAAUUACAUAAUUGCAACUUACAGCAAGCCUCAGGUUUCUAUUCUAGAUGGAAUUGUCAUGGGUGGUGGGGCUGGCAUUUCAAUACAUGGUAGAUUUAGAGUUGUCACAGAGAAAACGGUUUUUGCUAUGCCAGAAACAGCACUGGGAUUCUUCCCAGAUAUAGGCGCUUCAUAUUUUUUAUCAAGGCUUCCAGGAUUCUUUGGGGAAUAUGUUGGCUUGACCGGUGCAAGGUUAGAUGGGGCUGAAAUGCUUGCAUGUGGCCUAGCAACUCACUUUGUCCCUUCUAUGAAUUUGACAUACCUGGAAGAUUUACUCACUAAGGUGGAAACUUCUGAUCCCUUUGUAAUCUGCGCAAUAAUUGAUCAAUUCUCAAAAAUGGUGCCUCUGAAAGUGAGUAGUGCUUAUAAUAGAUUGGAUAUAGUUGACAAGUGCUUCUCCAAAGAAACAGUUGAAGAUAUUAUAUCUGCUCUUGAAAAAGAAUCUGCUAGCAUGGCCGAUGAGUGGAUUGUGGUUGCAAUCCAGGAAUUGAAAAAGGCAUCUCCUAUCAGUCUGAAAAUCACUCUUAGAUCGAUCAGAGAAGGGAGACUGCAAGGAGUUGAUCGAUGUCUUAUGAAGGAUUUCAGAUUGUGUUGCCAUAUAUUACGUUUUGAAGCCAGCAAGGAUUUCUCAGAGGGUUGCAGGGCUAUAUUGGUGGAUAAAGAUAGGAAUCCGAAGUGGGAGCCUUCUAGAUUGGAUCUGGUAGAUUCCAAAGUGCUUGAUCAGUAUUUUGCUGAGGUCGACGAUCCAAACUGGGAGGACCUAAAACUCCCAUCAAGAUGCAGCUUAGAUGUCAAAUUUGUGUCAAAGAUUUGAAAGGUAGGUCUGAGGAAGCUUCUCCCUAUUGACUCUCUCACAACAAAUCAAAGUUAUUAGAUAUAUAGGAUGUUUAGAUAGAUUGGUCUUCCUAGGAAUAUUGAUGAAUAAAAGGAGGUUUUGAGAAUGCUAGCUUUACUUUGCAAAAGCUCUUCCUAACGAGUCUAAGAUAGUUUUACUUUGAGGUUCAUAAUUAGAGUUCAGGCUGGUAUUGUAUUGGUCUGUGCUAAUCUAUAUUGUGUCAUUACAUCGACACAUAUUGUUUUCAAAUAUAUAUAUAUAUAUAUAUAUAUAUAUAUAUAUAUAUAUAUAAAUAUAUAUAUAUAUAUAUAUAAAAUGUCAGGUGUAACGUAUGAUAUUGGGUCUUUUAUCGGAUGAAUAUGGUACAUGUCUUGUACUAAAUAAUGUAACUGUUAUAUACAAUAUACCAUUGUUGAUUUUGGUCCA